Molecule: messenger RNA, 556 nt
Organism: Osmerus eperlanus (European smelt)
Lineage: Eukaryota; Metazoa; Chordata; Actinopteri; Osmeriformes; Osmeridae
Product: cytochrome c oxidase assembly protein COX14 homolog
Exons: 2
Coding region: 151-324 (57 amino acids)
Source: RefSeq, a predicted model, not a curated record
CUAACGACGAAAGGCACCGAAGAUCAGUUACGAAAGUGGAUGCUGCUAGCUAGCCAACCCUCGUGAUAUAGCCACUGUCUGGUUUGCUGACAUUGAGAGGAAUAUCAAGCAAGACUGUCAUUCCCAUUUUAAGAAAGGCUGACCACCAAUAUGUUGGCAAGGCGACUGGCCGACUACGGAUACAGGGGGUUCUCUGCCACGAUGAUGGCGUUGACUCUCUACGGGGGAUACCUGUGCGUGAUGCGUGGAUACCGUUUUUCCCAGCGACAAAAAGAGCUCAAGCUCGCUGCAGAAAACCAGGACCCUGACGUCCUAAAGGACUGACGUCAUAACAUAACAGGAAGGGAUAUGUUAAUUCCUUCCAUUGGUCCAUCGCAAAAAUCAAGGAAAAAAUUCUUGGACUUAAAUAUGAUCGCUUUAUUUUGGGGUUUUCGGUAUGCUGAAAUGUUUUCAGCGCAUCUCCCAAAUCCAUCUGUAAUGAUGGGGAUGGCAAGGAUCACUGCUCUCAAUGUACAACUGGUGGUAAUUUAAAGUUAUUAAAUGUCUUUAACAAUUA